AUGGAUCAUGUAAGCGAAGUUAUUUCAAGGGCAUUUCACGAAUCUGAAAUCGCAAAACGUUUUUCCUGUAGAAGAACUAAAUCUGCCGCAAUUGCCUACAACGUCUUAGGCAAUAACUUCGAGGAAAAAAUGCUUGCAAAAUUACGUCCAAGACCAGAAAAUGAAACUGAGAGAAGCCUAGUAUUUUCGCUCAUUAUCGACGAGAGCACAGAUGUCAGUACUACCAAGGUACUUGCAGCAGCAGUAAAGUACUACUCUGAAAAAUUGCAAUCUCCACAAACAAAAUUUUUGUGUAUGGUGGACUUAAAAGGUGAUACUGCGCAGGAUUUGUUUGAUAGUUUAACAUGUGCCUUAUCUGAAAAAACCUUAUUUUAA
Parnassius apollo (apollo) is the source of this 375-nucleotide messenger RNA. The record is from the annotation of a GenBank genome assembly. Lineage: Eukaryota; Metazoa; Arthropoda; Insecta; Lepidoptera; Papilionidae.